UUUGAUCUCAUUUAUGCGCAUCAAAACGCGUUCUUCCAAACGCCAUUUAUGCCUCUCGGUCUAGUCCCUGAAGGUGGAUCAUCGUACACCUUUCCUACGAUUAUGGGCAAGCCACAGGCCAACCAAUUGUUGCUGGCGGGAGAGAGGUUGUCUGCGCAGCAAGCGUAUAUUUCUGGGUUGAUCACGGCUGUCGUUGAUUCCCCGACGACUGACGAUUUCCUUCUGGAGGUUGUUAAGAAGGCAAAGACGAUUGGACGGUAUAGUGGGGAGGCCUUGCAGAUGGCGAAGCGGCUGAUGAUGGAUGCGACGGAGGAUUUCGAGGCCAGGAAGGCGGCAGGAGAGAGGGAACGAAGGGAUAUUUUGGUGAGGUUUUCGAGAGAGGAGACGAAGAAAAACUUGGCAGUAUUUGAAGGCAAAGAUGUAGAAAGCUCUGACGCAAUGCAAUGAAAUGUUG
Molecule: messenger RNA, 454 nt
Organism: Lindgomyces ingoldianus
Lineage: Eukaryota; Fungi; Ascomycota; Dothideomycetes; Pleosporales; Lindgomycetaceae
Product: ClpP/crotonase
Exons: 1
Coding region: 49-447 (132 amino acids)
Source: RefSeq, a predicted model, not a curated record